This is a messenger RNA of Plectropomus leopardus (leopard coralgrouper), 4164 nucleotides long. RefSeq names its product wingless-type MMTV integration site family, member 7Aa (gene wnt7aa). Gene Ontology annotation, biological process: neuron differentiation; multicellular organism development; canonical Wnt signaling pathway. Gene Ontology annotation, molecular function: frizzled binding; cytokine activity. NCBI's taxonomy places the organism in Eukaryota, Metazoa, Chordata, Actinopteri, Perciformes, Serranidae. Gene Ontology annotation, cellular component: extracellular region. The record is from RefSeq and is a predicted model, not a curated record.
UCCAGGAGAGCGCGCCGCAUUCUAUAGGCUCCGUGUCUCGGCUGAACGCUGGUCUGUGUGUGCAGCUGAGUGUGAGACACAUACACACACACACACACACACACACACAGGGGGACAGAUGAGCUGAGCGUGUACCUGCAGGCUGCUCAGAGGCAGAUCCUCUGCAGAACACGCCCUGAUAGAAAAGGUAGACACACACUUACACACACACACACACACACACACACACACACACACACACACACACACACAGUGAGCCUGAUCACUGAGGAGCUCGAGCUGCUUACCUGAAAACAACAGCCCCAAUGCUCCACCACAGGCUCUCACCGCCGGACACCUACCAAAUGAAAUCUGGACGAGUUUUUACCCACAAACUUUGGUUUGUCCCGAGGAGCUUUAUUCACGCGCGCAGCUCGGAUCACCUGGACACCCCGCGCGACUCGGUGGAGAAAUCCUAAAGGCUGGUUGUUGCAACAGCGGAGCAUUGAUCCACCGGCUGGGCUUGGGCACCAUGAAUAGGAAGACACGGCGCUGGAUUUUCCAUUUUUUCCUGUGCCUUGGAGUAUUGUAUCUGAAAAUCGGGGGUCUGUCAUCGGUGGUUGCGCUGGGAGCCAGCAUCAUCUGCAAUAAAAUCCCCGGCUUGGCCCCCCGGCAGAGGACUAUCUGUCAGAGCCGACCCGACGCGAUCAUAGUGAUCGGAGAGGGAGUUCAGAUGGGGAUCAAUGAGUGUCAGUUUCAGUUCAGACAUGGACGCUGGAACUGCUCGGCCCUGGCAGAGAGGACCGUGUUUGGAAAAGAGCUCAAAGUGGGCAGCAAGGAGGCCGCGUUCACCUACGCUAUCAUCGCUGCCGGGGUCGCCCAUGCCGUCACCGCGGCCUGCACCCAGGGGAGCCUGAGCGGAUGCGGCUGUGACAAGGAGAAGCAGGGUUUCUACAACCAGGAGGAGGGCUGGAAGUGGGGCGGCUGCUCUGCAGACAUUCACUACGGCCUGGGGUUCUCCAAGGUGUUUGUGGACGCGCGGGAGAUCAAGCAGAAUGCCAGGACUCUCAUGAAUUUACAUAACAAUGAAGUGGGACGCAAGGCUCUGGAGAAGGGCAUGCGUCUGGAGUGCAAGUGUCACGGCGUGUCCGGAUCCUGCACCACCAAGACAUGCUGGACAACGCUCCCUAAGUUCCGCCAGCUGGGAUACAUCCUCAAGGAAAAGUACAACCAGGCCGUGCACGUGGAGGCGGUACGAGCCAGCCGCAACAAGCGCCCCACCUUCCUAAAGAUCAAGAAGCCCCACUCUUACCGCAAGCCCAUGGAUACAGAGCUAGUCUACAUCGAGAGGUCGCCCAACUACUGCGAGGCCGACCCUCUGACGGGCAGCAUGGGGACACAGGGUCGCCUGUGCAACAAAACGGCUCAGCAGCCCAACAGCUGCGACCUGAUGUGCUGCGGUCGAGGAUAUAACACACACCAGUACUCGCGUGUUUGGCAGUGCAACUGCAAGUUUCUGUGGUGCUGCUAUGUGAAAUGCAACACCUGCAGUGAGAGGACAGAGGUGUAUACCUGUAAAUAGAAAUAUUUAUUGGACGUGUGCUCAGACGCACAGCUAGACUGGACUAUUUCAGAAUAAGGAUUUUCUGUGGCUGAUAGACGUGGCGACUGCCACGUAGUGACUGCCUUACUGUCUUGGCAUUUCAACAAUCACGACAACCAGUUCCUCCAAUGUGUGGUGAUUAUACUGAUGCCAAUGGACAUCUGCCAUGACACUGGACUCAACUUUGGGCUCAUAAAUACCUAUUUUAUAUAUUUUUCGAAUGCCACUUCCUGCCCCAGGCUUGACUUCUCUCAGGCUAUACUGGCCCAUUGGCGUAACACACCUCAAACAGUGAUAGUUUUAUAGACUAAUAACUUAUUAAAUGAGAAAACUACUGAUGAUUUUGAAAAUUCACUGUUGACUAAAUCUGGUAAGGUUUUAAGUCGAUGUUGAUGCCUUCAAGUGCACUUAAAAAGUUUAUUUUAACAUAAAACAACUUACACACUGGAGCUGAAAACUGACAUGUCAGAACUGAACUCAACUGAAAGACAUAUUUGGGUGCAUGGAGCUUAUGUGCAUUAAGCCUAGCAGAAGAACAUUAAACUACUGAUCCUGGGCCUGGUAUGAUAGUAUUGUUUUCUACUUGUUUCUGUCCUCCCUCCCCCUCAAAGUUUGCUGCUAGUUGUCUGGAAAGUUCUGGAGUUUGUGAUUGAGCAGCCAUAUUGACUCUUCAAGCUAUACGUUGACCACACCAGGAGCAAACGCAAGCUUCCAGACAUAAAUUUCCCUUAAUGUUGGUUGAUAGAAUAUAUUUUGUAAGAGAUUAUUUUUAUAUAAUAUUUUUUUUUAAUUUAUUUUCUAUCUCUAUGUAAGUAUUUCCCCUUAGCAUUUCUAACUGUUCAGUUACUGAGUUUACCACUGAAACACUGUUUUUAAAAUGUGCCUUUUGUUCCUCCUCAGCAGCAGAAUAUUAUAUUAUGAUAAAAUGUGCCACAUUGGGAUUUGUGACCAUUUUAAGGAAAAUUUACUCACCUCGCUUUGUUACCUAUAGAGAGCCAAAGUGCUGACAUCACCUCCAAGACAGCUGCAGUCCAUUGGCUUAAAUGACACAGCUCUCGUUCCUUUUAUCUGUCUUUCUAAAAAAAAGUCAAGUGUUUUUAUGGCUAGUAUCUAAUACAUCAUUUACCGUUAAAAAUUUCUUUUAUUUUAACAAAGUUAAACAAAUGUAUUUGUCAGCAUAUAAAAACUACAGCUAAUCUACUCUGAGGUUUAACAGGGCGGUACGUCUGUGGUACGUCUUACUAGUAAUAUUGUUAGUUUCUCCCUCAUCUAUCAUAUCUACCACAUUCUUCUUCUCUUCUUUUUUUUAGCUGCAAUCUCUGUGGUCUAAAAAAUCACCUGUGUCAUUCUGCCAUGGCUACUUGAUAACAUGUAACCGCAGUGGUCUUCAGCAUUAACUUUGCUAAAACCAGAAUUAGAUAACCAUAAACUUCAUCCAUCUAGACAUAUGGAUUGUACCACAUUACUUAGACCACUGUUGCAGUCUUAUGAUACAGGCUUACCAUUUCACUUUGGCUCUCUGUAAGGUUAACCAGUACUCUUUAUCAAGUCUCUUCCCAAAAGCAAAUAGGGCUGGGUAUCAUUUCAUAUGAACUUUUUUUUUUUUUGCCUUUAUUAGACAUUCAAAAGUAGAGAUUGGGGAGAGAUAAAUAGGAAGUGAUAUGCAACAAAUGUGUCUGAGUGGACAUGAAGGUGGUGUUUAUGGUCAGCGCCUUCAUCCCUAUGCCACCAGGAUAUCCAAACUGUGUGUCACUGGCCAUUUUUGGUUUAAUAUAUUUGAUAUAUCAUAGACAACCAUUCUGAUGAUAUCUUAUGUAAAGUUUUGCACGCAGUUCGUAUGACAGCUUACAAAUAGCCUAUGCACCGCAUCUUACAAACUAGCACCCAUAUUGCUUCUGUUUGGUUUAGGAAAAGAGUCAUGGGAGUCAUAACGUAACAACGUGACAUGACAACAUAAUGUUGUGUAUGCAUCACUUAAAAAACUCAACAUUGACUUUUUUUUGCACAGUUUUUACACAGGACACAAACCCCCAGGCUCCUGGGUGAAAGUUCUGUGUUUAUUUGUUGUUUUUUAUACUACAUAACCUAAUUUCCUGUGCUAUCCUGGCGCUUUAUACGUUUUAUACAAAUUACUGUAUAGUGCAUUAUUUUUUCCAAGUACGAACAGUGACAGUGCGUUAAAAUAGUAAACAAUGAAUAAAACCAAGACCAGACCAAGAAUUCAAUCCCCACUUUUGAUAGUUACGUCUCAGUCUGAACUUAAUAAGUAUGGAGGUGUGAUACCCAGCCCUAAAACAUAACAGGGAUACCAGUGAGCAGUCGUGACUGUACGGUAUUAUGACAGGUUGAUCAUUUAGAUAACUACCUUCAGGGUAGUUAUGGGUUUUGCUUGGUUAUUAAAAAGAGUUUCUCAUGUCAGUCAAUACUGACUCAGUCCUCAUUAAAGCUUGUUCGUGUAUGAUUGAACUGAUAAAACUAUAACACUCAACUGCUGUAGUGCUCUUAAAUCUGAGGUCAUUGUUAAGAUAUUUCAUGUAAAACCACAUUGUCUUUUCAUUCAUCUUUGGUUAAUAAAUGUUGUC